This is a messenger RNA of Caenorhabditis bovis, 960 nucleotides long. The record is from the annotation of a GenBank genome assembly. Lineage: Eukaryota; Metazoa; Nematoda; Chromadorea; Rhabditida; Rhabditidae.
AUGCCGAUCGGCGAACACAACAGCCUCGUCGCUUGGCUCGACGAGCUGCCGAGUUGGGCGAAGAUCGGCGUCGUCGGCGGCGCCGCGCUCGUCCUCUAUAUUCCCUACAAGGUGUGGACGAGUCGAACGCGCCCAAGUCCGUAUGUCGAGAAUUGGAAGCCCGACGUCGUCUAUCUGUAUCAGUUCCCGAGAAUCCGACGCAUUCCGAACGCGUCGCCGUUUUGUCUCAAACUCGAGACGUGGCUUCGAAUGUCCGAUGUCCAAUACGAGAUUCCCGAGGUCCCAAUGAGCAUCAGAUCGAAAGAAGGCACCUUGCCGUUCGUUGAGCUCAAUGGAGUUGAAUAUCACGACUCGACAUUCAUUAUUCGGGACCUUGACAAAAUGCUGCCAAAUCACACAUCGAUCGAUGAUCACCUAUCGCCAGAGCAGAAGGCGGCUUCAAUGGCGUUCGAAGCGCUCAUCGAGAAGCCCCUCUUGCUCUCAUCGAUGGUGUUCCGAAUCGAGAAUCUCGACAAGCUGAUCGAUUUGCUCAAUCCCAAAGAUCUCGGAAUGUUGGCGCCGAUUGUCAAGCCGCUCGUCUUCAACAAUUUCAGCAAAGCGCUUGUGUCGAAGAUCGACGCCAGCGAUUUGGGAUUCCAUUCAAGGGACGAGCGCGUUCGAAUCGGAAGCGACGCGAUUCGAGCAUUGAGCGAUUAUCUCGGAACGAAGCACUAUUUGCACGGAUUCAAACCGACGAAGGUCGACGCCUCGUUGUUCGGAAUACUGGCCCAGAUCCUCUAUGCGCCUUAUGACAGCGAUCAUAAGGACGUGCUGAUCGGCGAGUGCCACAAUCUUGUGGAAUUCGUCGAGCGCGUCAAAUCGCGAUUCUGGCCCGAUUGGGACGACGUCACCACGACCUAUUCGACGGAGACGAAUUGGAAGCGACGGCCACUUCAUCGAUCGAAUGGAAAAGCUCAUUGA